UAGUGCCCUGCUCCGCGCAUACACUUACCGCAUAGACAAUGGAACCUCGUACAUUUAUUGCUAAAGGCAUUCCGUUAUAUAUAUCCCUUUUUUCAGUAGCUUUAUGCAUGGCUUGGGCGAAGCCAAGGGAUCACUACAAGGACGACGUCCCAGAUGCAUUUAAGAUCUUUCGCGACCAUGCCUACGGUGUUACAAUAUUGGAUAGUGACGGUGACGGAGAACUGGAGUGUAUGACGACCAAACGCACAGAAUACAACCCAGAAGCACCUUCGGCCACGUUCGUGUGGAUUUUAAAAGGCUUGAAUGGACACGAAAAAAAAAAUAUCCCGUUUCAUGUGAGGCCGUCAAACUCAUCUCACGAGGUUCUCCUUAACUUCGAUGACGAUAAUCGAGACCGUAUAUUGACCGUACUCUACACAGACUACAAGGAUUGUGUAGUCCUAGAAAUGCCUUUGCUUGGAAAAGAGGAAUGUAUGCUGGUGGUCACCCGAGAAGUCAAGGAUGCCGUUCCGCAGCAUUGCUUCGAGCAUUACGACAGCAAUUGCUACAAUAAAGUUACCACAUACGACCCUGAUGUAUGCAGCCAGGUAGAAGAUGAUUUUUGAAAGCAAGAUGACACGUUCAGUCUUGCGUAAUAAAAUAAAGCGUUUAUAAAAAGCAGGA
Molecule: messenger RNA, 663 nt
Organism: Rhipicephalus microplus (southern cattle tick)
Lineage: Eukaryota; Metazoa; Arthropoda; Arachnida; Ixodida; Ixodidae
Biological process (GO): symbiont-mediated perturbation of host defenses
Molecular function (GO): amine binding
Source: RefSeq, a predicted model, not a curated record